CGGGAUGUGGCCGUUGCUCAUCUCCUGCUAGUGCCAGCUGUGUGCUGGAGCCGUGGCAGUUGCCCCCCGCUCGGACUGGCAGAGUAGCCUGGCCCCGCGCGGUCACCAUUGAGGAUGAGUCCCCGUGAGGCUCAGUGCGCGGCCUGUCCUCCCUACCCCGGCCCCGUUAUCUAGCGACUGGACUCCCUUGCAAUUAUGGAGAUUUAGAGGAAUUAGACAGUGUGGAGGGGGAAUCCCCCUCCCCACUCUUUAGUUGACUUCUGGAUUUUUUCUUUGGACAAUAAGAAGACUUUUGUUGUAUAAAAUGGCGUAAUAGAAGACUUUAUAAAUAUAACUUUAUAUUUAUAAAAUAUUUAUUUUGUUCAAGUGCCAAACCGAGCAGCACAAAGAUUCUCAAGGCAGCUUAGUAAAACUGAGUCUAAGUACUUGGAAUCAUGAAUUUCCAGAGGCACUGUAUUAUAGUGUGCUAAAAUCUGAGUGCCUUGUUAUUCUUACUGGCUGUUACUUUUUAAGGAGGGAACAGUUCUGAAAAGUAAAGAUGACUACUUCCAUGCCUGACUGCACUUUGAAGUGUCGCUCUCUGCAGCAUGCUUUGGAUGUUAUUUCUGUAGUUACCAGAGGAAGCGAAGGCCAGGUGAAAGCCUUUCUCUCUUCUCAUUGCUACAAUGCAGCAACUAUAAAGGAUACUUUUGGCAGGAAUGUCCUCCAUGUUGCUUCCUCCUGUGGCAAGAAAAGUGUGGUAGAUUGGCUUACAGAGGCCAAAGGAAUGGAUUUACUGGCAAAAGACAAAGAGUCUGGAUGGACAGCUUUGCACAGAAGCAUCUUCUAUGGCUACAUUGAUUGUGUUAUGUCAUUGAUUAAGCAUGGGGUUAGUUUGUAUAUCCAAGAUAAAGAAGGUUUAUCUGCCUUGGAUCUUCUGAUGAAGGAUAGACCAGCUUAUGUAAUCUUCAAGAAAACUGAUCCCACAGAAGUCUACACUUGGGGAAACAACAUAAACUUUACUUUGGGUCAUGGUGGUCAGCAGAGUAAACACCAUCCUGAAUUGGUAGAUCUGUUUCCUCGGAAUGGACUCUAUAUCAAACAGGUGGUCCUGUGUAAAUUUCACUCUGUGUUCCUUUCCCAGAAAGGACAGCUUUAUACUUGUGGACAUGGUCAAGGAGGGCGCUUGGGUCACGGAGACGAACAAACAUGCCUGGUUCCUAGAUUGGUAGAAGGUCUAACUGGCCAUCAGUGUUCCCAGGUAGCAGCAGCUAAGGACCAUACUGUUGUUUUAACAGAAGAUGGAUAUGUUUAUACCUUUGGCCUAAAUACUUUCCACCAAUUAGGCAUUCUUCCUCCUCCUCCUAACUGCAGUGUUCCUAGACAGGUAAAAAAUCUUAAAGGUAGAACAGUGGUUGGAGUGGCUGCAGGCAGAUUCCAUACAGUGCUAUGGACUAGAGAAGCAGUGUAUACCAUGGGAUUGAAUGGUGGGCAAUUAGGAUAUUUGCUGGAUCCUAAUGGAGAGAAAUGUGUAACUGCACCUCGUCAAGUCUCUGCUCUGCAUCAUAAGGACAUUGCUGUGUCCUUGGUCACUGCAAGUGAUGGUGCUACAGUAUGUGUUACUGAAAGAGGAGAUAUUUACUUGCUUACAGAUUAUCAAUGCAAGAAGAUGGCUUCCAAGCAGCUGAACCUCAGAAAGGUUCUUGUUAACGGGGGAUUUUUGGAAUACAAGGUGGAUCCUCAACACCUUAAAGAAAACGGGGGUCAAAAGAUUUGCAUUCUUGCCCUGGAUGAAGCUGGAAGAGUGUUCUGCUGGAAGUCAUCUACCAGUCCUAUGAAACAGUGUCGAUGGGUCUAUGGCCGCCAAGUCUUCAUAUCUGAUCUUGCUUUAAAUAAGGAUGAAAUGAUGUUUGUUACUCAGGAUGGUGAAACCUUUAGAGGAACGUGGAUAGAAGAGGGGAAAAAAUCUUCAGAAAGAAAAGAUGUUAUAACAAGUCUUCAAAAUUGCUCAUAUGAUGCAUCUUGUCACAAUGGUUCAAACAGUGUAUAUGAAAAAAUUCGACUUGAGAAGGUUGCUUUUGUCCACAGAGCUGUUAGUGUUACCACAGAUCCUAAUGGAAGUAACUUUGCUGUUUUACAGUCGGAUCCUAAAACAAGUCUAUAUGAAAUUCCAAGCGUUUCCUCAUCAAAUUUUGUUGAGGACUUCAGGAAAUUGUUAAGAGAAACUGAUGAAAUGGACAACAUUCAUGAUGUGACGUUUCAGAUCGGCACUAAGACGUAUCCUGUGCACAAGUACAUCUUGGCCAUGCGUUCUGACUUCUUCGAGAAACUAUUCAUUUCUGAUGACAACUGUCUAGACUCUCCAAAAGUCUACCAUAAAGAUGAAGAUGUUGUAGGAUGUGAUCUUUAUGUGAUAGAGAAAGUUCAUCCAGAUUUGUUUGGGUACCUUCUGCAGUUCAUGUACACUGACACUUGUGAUCUUUUGACACCUGGUUACAAGCCAAAAAUCCUGUAUAAAGAAAAAACAGAAGACUACCAUGAUACCCUAAUUUCUAACCUGAAUAAAAUGAGUUUUGAUGGAGAUGUUAAUGAGAAGUCUGCAUUUGAGGUUUACAGAAGUAAUCAAGUCCAUGUAAUAAAUGACAGACAGAAAAACAAACCUAAGUCUUCUAAAAAAGGCAAAGUUGCUGGUGAAGAAAUCAACCCAAUAAAAAUGUUGCAAGUCACUGCAAAGAAAUUUGGACUUGACAAUUUAAGUAUAAGGUUGGAUGGAGUCAGAUUAGAAAAUGGGAAAAUUAAUGUUGUCAACAAGAAAAAUGGAAACAAACCAAAAUUAAACCAGAAGAAAUGUUCAUACCUCUGUGAUGUGACCCUGAAAUCUGUAGAUGGAAAGGAAUUCCCUUGUCAUAAAUGCAUACUCUGUGCAAGACUUGACUAUUUUCAUAGCAUGCUAAGCAGCUCUUGGAUUGAGGCUUCCUGUUGUGCAGCUCUGAAAAUGCCAAUCCAUUCUGACAUACUACAGAUAAUACUGGAUUACAUCUAUACAGAUGAAGCUCUUGCAGUAAAAGAAUCUCAAAAUGUGGAAUUUAUAUGCAAUGUCCUUGUGGUAGCAGACCAGCUCCUUAUAUUUCGCCUAAAAGAAGUUUGUGAAGUUGCAAUUACAGAAAAACUUACCUUGAGGAAUGCUGCUGAACUUCUGGAGUUUUCAGCAAUGUAUAAUGCUGAACAGUUAAAACUUUCUUGCUUGCAGUUCAUAGCAUUGAAUAUGGCAGCUUUACUUGAAGCAAGGACUCUUCAAGUCUUAAGUGAUGAAGUUUUGAAGGAACUUUCCAUUUAUUACAGAAAGAUGAUUCCAGCUAUGGUCAGGAGAGUGGUUACUCCAUAUCAAGAUGGACCUGAUAUUAGCUCUUUGGAACCUGAAGAUGGAGAAAAUUUUGUGUGUUUGAAAGAAGAAAUUACCACAGAACAAACUAGGGAAGCUCUUCUCAAAAAGGCAAAAACAAAGGCAAAAAAGAAGCCACGAAGACGGUCAGAUAGCUCUGGAGGAUACAAUCUUUCAGAUAUAAUUCAGAGUCCACCCUCCACAGGUUUAGUAAAAAUGGAGAAGGCCAACUCUGUAGAGUCACUUCAAGAACUAACAUCUGAUUCUGAAGGUAGUUAUGCAGGAAUGAGCAGCCCCAGAGACUUGCAGUCCCCUGACUUCAUGAAAGGAUUUCCAACUGAUAAGACUGAGAUAAAAAACAAAAUAUGUCUUCAAGGAACAAAAAACCUCCAUUUGAAUAAAGAGGUGAAAUUAACUGAGGGAUCAUCAGGACUGAAACAGUCUGUUCCACAAUCCAUUCCCAGUAAUAAAAACAAUUCUAUUAGCUCUCCCAAUUGGGUUGCUACACCUUUCAGUCCUGCCAGUCCUCCUGCUAUGGAUCUAAGAACCAUCAUGGAAAUUGAAGAGAAUAUGCAGAAGUGUGGAACUAUGCCAAAGACAAAUGCAAGUAAACUGGCUUCUCAUGGAAUCAGGCUGUCUCAGAAACAAAGAAAAAUGAUUGCCAUGGCUGCAAAGGAUACUAGUUCAGUAAUAAACAACUUGGAGAGGACUCCAAUUGCAGCUGCACCAUUGACACCUACAAAAGCUACAAAAGCUGGGAAUGCAUGGUCAUCUUCAUUACAUUCUACUUUGCCAAAGUCAUUCCGAGAUCUUGUAAUGGAAGAAGAGAAAUCUGUCAGUGCACGUCAUUCUCCAGGCACUGGAGUCAAAGUUUGUUUUCAAGAAACUGAGGAUCCACAAGCUCAAAAGCCCUUAAGGUGCACAACCAAGACCAGAACAUGUGCAGAAGAAGAUAGUAUUUCUGAUUCUCCUCAGCUGGAAAGUCAAAAUCCCUGGUUAGCAGCAUCCUUGAAUAACUCUACUGCAAUGGCACCUAUCACAUUUGCAUCAAUUGUAGAGGAGGAGCUUCAGCAAGAGGCUGCACUUACCAGAAGCAGAGAAAAACCUUUGGCUUUGAUUCAGAUUGAGGAAUGUGCUAUUCAGGAUUUGUUAAUCCACUACGAAGCUUUUGACAACCCUGAUGAAUAUGUUGUUGUUGAAAGGGCUUCCCAGGGACCUAUUGCAACACCUAGAUGGAACAAACAUUGAUUCUAGUUCUUCACAGUCUGUGUGAAGACAUGUAUUUUGGAGGUUUUAACUUCAGAAAGAACUGGACUGAGGGAAUAGUCCUGUAAACUUAGCAUCCGUGUUUAAACAGUGCACAUAAUCUACAUCUUGUGAAUGCAUCUUAGUCAUGAGAGGGUAUGCAGACUAAAUAAUUUGUCCUUUAAAGUGUCCAUUUAUUCACCACAUAUUGAUGUAAGUGUUGAGGUUUUUCUUUGCAAAUAAGCCCUGUGUUAGUGACAUUAUGUAGAAAAUGAUAAAUUGAAAUUGCAUUAGCUUAUAGUGUUUUACAUCGGACAGUAGGGCUUUUUGUUAAAAUCACAGGUGGUUAAAAAGCAACAUGCUUAUUUUCUGAUUAGUGUAGAAUUGAGCCUGCAGAAUUAUGCAUAGUUUAAUUUUGAGUUUCAUCAGGAUUGAAUGACAAAUUUAAAACAUCCCAAAUAUUUCUCCGCUUAAACUUUGUGUAGUAAUACCAUUUGGUAAUGAAGUUUCUCCCUAGUCUCCAGUAUAUAUGUAUUGAGUACUAGUUCUGUUGGCUAUUGUAGCUAGUACUCUUGACUGUCACUCUUCAGGAUGAGUCUCUGUGCAGGACCUAAAUGCCCUGUCACUAUCUGUUUUUAAUUCCAUUGUGCAUGCUUUUUCACUGUGAGAUUGGCUUCUUGAGUAGUUUUAGUUCUGUUGGAUAGGUUAUGGUAGCACUGUUUGGCUCAUCUGUAGUCUUAUUCUAGUACACUUGUAUAACCAGUGGUUUGAGGUACAUUUUUUGAAGUGUUGAGGAAAUAUGAAACCUGUAUGUUACAUGUUAAAGCUACAAGGUUGAACGCAUAACUGGAUUUUGAGAAUAACUAACCUGAAAGAUUGUUGGUUGUUUUCAGUAUUGUGUGUUCAAAAAGAACUCUGUGCCUGGUCUCUCUAAACAGAUUUCUGAAAAUUAAUCGCCUUAUGCACAAUAUCCUUUCUAGUUGGUCAGUUUGGAUAGUUAACUUUGGAUUUGCCUGUUUCAGUAAUUUCUGCAGUUAAAUUUGGGAUAAACUGGAGAAGAUAAAGCUACAGAAGAUUUACCCAGAUGAAUGUACAAAGUUAUCACUGUGCAAUGAUUUAGUCUUGCAAAACAAUGUAGCUUAAUCUAGUGGCUUCAGGUUGAGCUACACCAAACAAAAACAAAACAAAAAACCCAAACGUGUAAACAAAUGCAAUAAACAGUAAAAAUUUGAUUGA
Molecule: messenger RNA, 5842 nt
Organism: Gavialis gangeticus (Gharial)
Lineage: Eukaryota; Metazoa; Chordata; Crocodylia; Gavialidae
Gene: IBTK
Product: inhibitor of Bruton tyrosine kinase
Exons: 29
Coding region: 539-4609 (1356 amino acids)
Biological process (GO): negative regulation of protein phosphorylation
Cellular component (GO): cytoplasm; nucleoplasm
Molecular function (GO): protein kinase binding; protein tyrosine kinase inhibitor activity
Source: RefSeq, a predicted model, not a curated record